Messenger RNA from Haliotis rubra (blacklip abalone), 954 nucleotides. RefSeq lists its product as uncharacterized. Lineage: Eukaryota; Metazoa; Mollusca; Gastropoda; Lepetellida; Haliotidae. The coding region runs from base 9 to 788 and encodes 259 amino acids. The record is from RefSeq and is a predicted model, not a curated record. The transcript has 6 exons.
UCAGCACCAUGAAGCUCCUGUUCAUUUUGUCCGCUGUUUUUCUAACCACGGCCCAGGCCAACUUCUUCACCGAUCUCGGUCAAGGUUUCACCAACCUCUUCAAGGCCCUUGGACAGAGCAUCUUGCACCAGCUGGACACUACUGGAGUUCAACUUCUGAACGCUAGUGUCGCAGCAGGGAAGACCCUUAUAUCGCAAGGAAUUCAAGCCCUUGCUCUGAAUACUGCAAAUGCUCUUGCAAAAUCAUCCCGAGACAUACAGCUCCCCGCCAUGCUCAAGAACGUGGAGUCCCCCCUCCACAACGUUGUGGACACUCUGAUGGGUGAGAUGAAGAACGUGUUCGGUUUCCUGGUCAAGGGUCUGCAGGGCGUCGUGGACAAGAUGACCAAGCUGGAGAUCACCCAUGAGGAGGUCAUCAAGGAGGUCGACAAGUUUGUCAACACCCACAACCUUAUUGCUGAUUCCUUCCUGAAGACGACCAAGGACAAGGUCGAGGAGGUCAUCUUCAGCCUCAUCAAGAGCAAGAGGAAUAACUUUACAGAUUUCUUCGCAGGCACUGGGGAAAGUCUGACUAAAACCUUCAAGCCAAUGGUUGAUGGUGUCAAGACUCUGGCUACCGCAGCUGGAGCGAUCCAUCAAGAGCGGAUCUACCAUCCUCCUCCUGAAGGCCAAGGACUCCGUCACCCAGCUGGGGCAGACGUUCCGGCGCACCGUUCAGUGCCCAGCCGGAUGCAACUAUGUCAUAUGUUGUUCCCUGUUACCCCCAACAGCAAACCCUCACCAACAUGAAGGAGCCCGCUAACAAGAUUGCCCAGACCGUCGUAGAUGCUGGACAAACCGUAGUCGGGCACGCCGCUGGGGCUCUCCUUGGCACCAACACCGAUCCGGACGCCACAACCGUAGCCCCUUCCACAUAGUCUGUUAUCAGUUUUUGUGGAAUAAAUACUUAACCAAG